This is a messenger RNA of Lobosporangium transversale, 1800 nucleotides long. RefSeq lists its product as hypothetical. The transcript has 2 exons. NCBI's taxonomy places the organism in Eukaryota, Fungi, Mortierellomycota, Mortierellomycetes, Mortierellales, Mortierellaceae. Bases 1 to 1800 code for a protein of 599 amino acids. The record is from RefSeq and is a predicted model, not a curated record.
AUGGAGCGUGGCAAGGCCCUUGUUUCUCAGCAUGAAAAACUUGCUGUAGUAGUCGUCUUUUUAUCCAGUCAGGAUGAGGCAAGGUUGCUCAAGGAUCUCAUCUGUCGCUGGAGCAUCUCACCAGACAUUUCAAUCCAUGUAGCUGUGGCAGGAUCAGCACGAGGACUUGGACGCAAGGACCUGGCCCGUCUAUUGCCUUCACAGGGUUGUCAUGUUGGUAUUUAUGAUCUCCGACUUGCCCGUUUAUCUUUGAAGCCAACUGCAAUAGAAUCAGCAAGGUUAGCAGCGGAUGCUUCAGUCAAUGCUUUCCAUCUCAUCAACUCGCUUCGGCCUAGGAUCAUUUUUUAUCUUCAGGAUCCAGAUUCGGUUUUUUCGCAGGGAUUACAAAUUGCUCAAGCCCGAGCCAAGGUCCCAGCCAUUGCUCUGAAACCUGAAGACAUUGAACAUGUUCACUGGCUGACUGAUCUUCCAAUCCAGGCCCUUGAGAACUGGAACACGCCUCAAGUUAAACUAGUGGUCAUUACGAAUAAUCGCCCUGGAUCAUGCAUUCGACUCUUAAGAUCACUGUCUCACGCCCACUAUCUGAACGACGAAGUGUCUUUGACACUCAACAUGGAUGCGGAGGCUGACCGUGUGACACUUCAGAUGGCUGGAUCCUUCCAAUGGGAGUUUGGCGAAAAAUUCAUGAGGCAUCGAGUCCGUAGAGGUGGAUUGAUGUUGGCGGUGGUAGAGGCAUGGUACCCACAAGGGAAUGAUGAGUAUGCAGUUUUGUUGGAAGAUGAUGUGGAAGUGUCGCCGUUGUUCUAUGUGUGGAUUAAGUACAACAUCCUCAAAUAUCGAUAUUCACCUGACAGUUCCCUAUACCAGCGUAUGUUUGGAGUUAGUAUGUAUUCUCAAAAGUUUGUAGAGACUCAUCUUUCAGGACGUGCGCCCUUCAACCCAGAGGACAUUUUCAUUGAGACCCCAGAGUAUGAGUUGAGGACGCCGUUCUUGCUUCAACUUCCAUGCAGUUGGGGUGCGGUUUACUUUCCUGAACAUUGGAGAGAGUUUCACGAGUAUGUGGCGGAUCGUCUGUUGGAUAUUGAAUGGAACAAGACUAGUCUUCAAUCGGUCCAGAUUCCAAACUCGAGGACGAAUCGUUGGUCCAACUCUUGGAAAAAACUUUUUAUCGAAAUGAUCUACAUGCGCGGCUAUGUAAUGCUUUAUCCCAACUUUUUCAACUUUACAUCUUUCUCGACUAACCAUCUGGAAUGGGGCACUCACACGAAGCAGCAGAGGAACAGCGCAGGAACGUUCUUGGUCCCGCUGAUGACGGACAGUGAGAGAUUGCUGGACGACCUUCCGAACCGUCGAUUACCAGAUUGGGACUCGCUACCUGUACUAGAUCUUUGGGCCAACUUGGCGACGAGCGCAGAGUUGAUUAAGAGAGGCAGAGCAUUACAGGAGCAAAUCAACCCAUGCUUACUGAGGAAUAGUAAGAAUGAAGUCAUUUGGGAAGGUCAGGAGAAAGAACUCAAGUGUGCAAAGACCCUACCAUAUUAUUCCACUCAUACGACACCAACGCCCAAAGCUACGGCUGCACCAGCCAUUGAAACUCUAUCAAUCUCUGCAAUUGAGAAAGAUGGACAACAACAAGACCCAUCCGGGGUCUCUAGCGACGAGACAGCAUCCGAUAUACCUGCUUAUUCUUCACCUACACCAGUUCCUUCUGUUGACGAUCAGAACGAUGAUGUGGAUAGCGUACCCGCACCUAGCCAACGGAACCUGGCUGUUCCUACACCGACUAUGCCUCUAAUGUAA